AUGGCACCCUCUCGCGCGCCAGACGCUCUAGACGAAAAAUCUUCCCAGCCACAUGCCUGGACCAUCGCGCGGGAUGCGGCAGUAGACGCCGCGAUUGCUUGUCAUGACGAGGACGCGCUGGCCAAGAUAUCAGCCCAACCUGGCGGCUUUGGUUCCCAGUCGUCGAGACGAAAGGCAUGGGUGGAGCUCCUCCAUGUUGAUCACCUUGCGCGGAGCAAUGGCCACGAUAUUCGAGAGCCGACACCCGAUACCGAUACAGAGGGAGUACGGGUCUUCCCGCCGCACGACGACGAGGGUCAAGUGGGGCUGGAUACGAGUCGCUCGUUUGUGACAUACCCAAAGGGGUUAUCAGACUCGGACAAGGCGGCAAUGCAAGAAGACUUACACGCCCUUAUCGUCUCUGUCCUCCAGCGCCACCCAAAGCUGAGCUACUUUCAAGGCCUGCACGACAUCAUGACGGUGCUCUACUUGACCCUUUUGACUGAAAUUCCUCGUCCUCGACCACACGUCGAGAGCCACAGCGAUGAGGAUGAGGAGACGGUGCAAGAUGAGAAGAAGCCAUUCAAGGCCAAGGGCAAGGUCAUGACCCCGGAGGACAGGCUCGAGUGGGGCGAGCUCGUGCGUGCCGCCGAGGUGGUCACUCUGUGUCGUACACGCGACGCCAUGGGUAAAGGUCUUGGCCCGAUGAUGGGCAUGCUGAGGCUACUACGCCGGCUGCUCGCUGCCGCCGAUCCGCAACUGUACCGCAUCUCUGCUAGCAUCUCCCCCGUGCCAACCUUGCCCUUUUUCGCCCUCUCGUGGAUCCUUACCCUCUUCUCCCACGACAUCGACACUCUCGAGCCGGUGCAAAGGAUAUUCGACUAUCUCAUUGCACGCAACCCCAUCUCGGCAAUCUACCUCGCCGUAGCCAUCCUCAUGUCCAAAAAGGCCCAGAUGCUCAAGCUCGCUCGCGACCUCGGCCCCGAGGUGACCCACGACCCAUCUCUCCUGCACCCGCUCUUUGCGCGCCUUCCCCCACUCUAUCCCGAUACGCCAGACAGCCCCUUCCCUCCUCCAGACUUCACUGCAGGCGAGCCGGCCCCGCGCGACGAGCCCAACCCAUAUACCCCCAUCAACCUCAGUACGGUGUUUACACUCGCCGACGGGUUGUUGAUCAAGUAUCCCUGGGACGGACCGCGGAUACGCGGGCAAGAGGUGUUUGGCCCCGGCAGUGUCGUGAGCACCUUUGACAAGGAGCCACGGGCCAGGCCACGAGGAGACAACAAAGAGCCAGUCACGAGUGACAAGGACGAAUGGGACGAAAAGCAAGGACUGGACGAGGACGCGUGGACGCUGUCGGACGCCGAAGCGGCGAUUGACAACGAUGUGAUCCUCCCAGGCGGGGACGCGAUGGACGACGACGAGGUCCUGACCGUGGCCCGCUGGUCGCCGCUGACACCGUUGUCGGCGUUCGUUGGGCGUGUGGGCCUCGGCCUAACCAGCGGAGGCAAGGGCGGCAUGGGCCUCUACGGCUUCGACAGGCUGGGCACGGCCGUCGCCGUGGGUGUCGUGGUGCUCGGUAUCGGCGCAGCUCUCUUUGGCUGGCGGCGUCACACCGACCCCAGCUGGGCCCGUUUCUGGGGCCUGUGA
This is a messenger RNA of Apiotrichum porosum, 1629 nucleotides long. RefSeq lists its product as uncharacterized. Gene Ontology annotation, cellular component: endoplasmic reticulum membrane. The transcript has 7 exons. The coding region runs from base 1 to 1629 and encodes 542 amino acids. Lineage: Eukaryota; Fungi; Basidiomycota; Tremellomycetes; Trichosporonales; Trichosporonaceae. Gene Ontology annotation, biological process: endoplasmic reticulum to Golgi vesicle-mediated transport; positive regulation of GTPase activity. The record is from RefSeq and is a predicted model, not a curated record. Gene Ontology annotation, molecular function: GTPase activator activity.